GCUUGGCGCUUUAGUGUUUCCGCUGGGAGGAGAGAGAGAGAGAGAGAGAGCGAGAGAGAGAGAGAGAGAGAGAGAGAGAGACUACGCUGGCUGCCUUCAUUCUGACCGUAAUAAGCAGGCGCGCAACAGAAAGGAAAGCAGCGCUCGAGCUCUCAAUCACCCGUUUCCACCCCGCAUCGAUCAACAGCCAUCGGCGGGGAGAGAGAAAGAGAGAGAGAGAGAGAGAGAGAGGAGAGAGGAAGAGAGAAAAAGAGAGAGAACGGAGGGGGGGAGACAGGGGAGAAAGAGAUUUGCAGCUGCCGCAGUGAGCUCGCGACUAACACGGCGGCUUUCCAGCGUUCGUCUGUCCCGACCUGACGACGCACCGAUCACCCAGCAGCCUACAUCUAAUCAGCACCGGAGCUCGUGCUUGUCUUCUCCACGCGACGGGGAACGAGACAGACAGGGACGGAGUGAGCGAGCGAGCGACUGAGUCGGGGGGAGCUCUCGAGAGCGGGGAAGAGAGGUGCCGACCCUUCCUCGCGCACAUUUCGGAUAGGAGUCUGGCGUCUGCGGUGAAGGACUAGUGAGGGGUGAACACUCCAAAAUCAACAGAACAGAGUUACUACCUGGGUCCUCUAGAGGGGGGCUGGCCACACAGGUGCCUGAGGAAAAAUGAUGCAGGUGUGGACACUCUUCACUCCUCCACCACCAGAGGGUGCUGUUGACACCUGCCCUGAGCCCGCUCUAUCGUCUAGGACUUCAGACGGUCACAUCCUAAACCUUUGGCUCUGUCCUAAGCCAAGACUUCAGGCAGCUGAGUUCUAAGCCACAGGUGGUGGCGUGCCAAACAGCAGCUGGCUGUAUCCUUCUCUAGGACUUCAAGAAUCUCCGGGUUCAUUGAAUUCAAAAUGGAAUUUUAGAACCUCACAUUGUUACGGAAUAGAAUCUUGGGUUAGAAUGUUCAAAAGUGCCCUGCUGAGGGUUUAGAGACCAUGUGACCGCUCCACAGAGAGACCACACAAUGACCACCCUGCAGAGAGGCCCACUGGAGCAACACUCCGGAGUCGCUCGCGUCACGCCUGAACCCGACAGCCGACUCACAGGAGCAUGACCCUGACGCCGCGCAGUGGAGGCACACACAGGAAGUGACACAGGAAGUGACCCCAUUGGUCCGUCAGCUAAAUCCUUCCCCUCACGGAGCUGCGACUCGGGGGACGUUUUUCACCUGACCAGUCAAGUGUGUGUGUGUGACGCUGCCACCAGGUCCUGGGUCGCCAAGGCAACACCUCGCCAUGCAUCCCACGGGGCCUGUGGAGGGCACAAGGUCGUUUCCACGGCGAUCGCUGGCCGGCACGCAGGCAGAGAGGAGGCGGAGCCUGUUGAGCUGGUGGGCGUCGGCCGGGGCGGUGGCGCUGGUGCUUGCGUUGUCGUGGACGCCGGGUUGCCGCGGCGACUGCUGGCUGAUCGAGGGGGAGAAGGGCUUCGUGUGGCUGGCCAUCUGCAGCCAGAACCAGCCGCCGUUCGAGUCCAUCCCGUUGCACAUCAACAGCACCAUCGUGGACCUGCGGCUCAACGAGAACAAGAUCCGCUCCGUCCUGUCGCGCCCUCGGCGCUCAGCGGCCCGCUGGCCUCGCCUCGAAACCUCCCCACCAGAGCACGACAUCUCCUACGUGGAGGAUGGGGCCUUCUCAGCGCUCUUUAACCUGCAGGUGCUGCAGAUGGGCUUUAACCGGCUGCGUAACCUGACGGAGGCCAUGCUGCGGGGCCUGGGGAAACUGCAGUACCUGUACCUGCAGGCCAACCUCAUCGAGUCCGUCAGCGCCAACGCCUUCUGGGAAUGCCUGGAUCUAGAGAAUGUGGACCUGUCCAUGAACCGCCUGCAGGUACUGGACGGCGGCACGUUCCAUGGGCUGCCCAAGCUGAGCACGUGCGAGGUCUACUCUAACCCGUUCAGCUGCACCUGCGAGCUCCUGGCUUCCCUGCGUUGGCUGGCCAACUUCCCCAACCGCACGCGCGAGCGCAUGGCCUGCGACUCUCCGCCCGGUUUCCACGGCUACAGCCUGCUCAGCCAGAACCCGCGCAUGCCCACCUACCGGAACGCCUUCCACGCUCUCAAGACGGUCUGCGCAGACGACCCCCGCAGCGGCGGACCCGGCGCCAACACCUACCUGUUCACCCGGCGGGGUCGGGGAGUGGCCGGGGGAGGAGGGAUUCCCGGCGGCGGCCAAUCGCGUUGCGAGGAGUGCGCUUCGGGGUCCCCGCCUCCUCCGGACGAGCCAAUCAGCACGAGUCGCGUGAACCUGGGUCCGGGGCUGGUGGGAGGCGGCGGAUCUGGCUCCGGGCCAGUGAUGACCCUGAAGGACCUGAGCACGACGCUGCAAGGCCACACGGCCGUGGUCUCGGUCCACAUCCCCGACCCGUUCCGCAAGAUGUACGUGCUGGUGCAGUACAACAACAGCUUCUACACCGACAUCCAGCCGCUGAAGCUGCCGCGCGAGGAGCUGGAGCUGUCGCGCCUGCGGCCGCACACCGACUACACCUACUGCGUGGUGUCCGUGCGCAACGCGCUGCGCUUCAACGAGACGUGCCUGACCAUCCCCACGGGGCCCCGCGCGGUGCGCGAGCGUCUGCCCGGCGAGUCCAACGCCACGCACUACAUCAUGACGCUGCUGGGCACGCUGUUCGGAAUGCUGCUGGCGCUCGGCGCCGCCUGGCACUGCGUGCGGAGGAAGAGGAGGGAGGAGGAGCGCAGCCGCAAGCUCAGCCAGAUGAAGAGGAGUCUGAUGGAGCUGCGCUACGGGGGCCAGGCCGAGGGCGCGGUCGGGGGCGGACCCGGGGGAGGAGACGACAGGGGGUCCGUUCACAGGAUGCCCCCCAUGGAGGCGUACCAGCUGCAGCUGCAGGAGGUGAUGAUGGACACGCCCCUCAGGGGAGGAGGGCCCUCUGGCGCCCCCAAGGGGAACUACAUGGAGGUGCGUCGGGAGGAGCCCAUUCCGGCGUCGCAGCUGUGCGACCCCGAGCAGGAGCGGGGGGGGGCGCCGACGACGACGGACAUCCUGGGGCCGGAGGAUGUCGGAGCGCAGGGUUCCGUGGCGGAGAUCUCCACCAUCGCCAAGGAGGUGGACAAGGUCAACCAGAUCAUCACCAACUGCAUCGACGCGCUCAAGUCAGAGUCCACGUCCUUCCAGGCGCCGCCGCCCCCCGGGCUCGUCUCCAUGGCGACCGGCGGCGACCCUCAGCUGGUGAUGUCGACGACCUCGACGUCCACGGGGUCGGACCGACGCUGCUCCCCGUCGUCCCUUAGCGGACGCGCAGGCGUCUUCCUGUCUCCCGCCUACAAGGGCCGAAGCCCCGCCUCCCGUCCCGCCCUCCAGCGACACCACAGCGUGGAGGCCCCUCCCAUGAAGCGGUUCGCUCCCUCCUCGAGGUUCCCUGCGCCGCCUCUGGCAAGGGGGUUGCCACGCAUCCUGGAGCCGCUAUCGAUACCACGGCAGCGUGAGCUCGCCUAUUCCCAGCUGUCACCGGAUGACUACCCGGAUUAUCAGGAGCCCUACCAGGAGGAGUUCCAGGACUAUCCAGAUGGGGGCAGCAGUGAGGGGUCCAGCAGCCCGGAGAUGUCCUGUGGCGGCGCGCUGGGCCUGUGGGAACGAUUCCGCUUCCACCGCAAGCGCCAGCGGCACCACCAGGGCGGCGACGAGUACCUGGCCGCGGGCCACGCCCUCCGCCGCAAGGUGCAGUUCGCCCGCGACGAGGACCUCCACGACAUCCUGGACUACUGGAAGGGCGUCUCCGCCCAGCAGAAGGCCUGAGGGGGGAGUGUGCACACACACAUGUGCCCCCCCCACACACACACACACACACAAACACACACAACACACACAUACACACACAUACACACACAGACAAUCUUUGUUCGAGAGGAGGAUUUCUGCGACAUCCUCUUCAAGGACCACUUCAAGAGGGUGUCUGGCCAGAAGGCCUGAGAUGAAACACAUAUAUUUAAACACACCCACGCUUACACACACACACACACACACACACACACACACAUACACAUUUUCACAAACACACACACACAAAUUUAUACACACACACACACACACACACACACACAAACACACACACACACACCCACACACAUUAACACAAUUGGAGCAUUAAUAUUGAUGUUUUAGAGACUGAAAGCUCUUCAGUUCAGGACACAGGAUACUAUGAAUAGGAGAUGGAGGCUUAAAUCACACACAUACACAGACACACACACACACACACACACACACACACACACAUGCAUGCACACACAGACACACACAAACAUGCACAUCACACAAGCACGCACACACACACACACACACACAAUUACUGACACAUGUUUGUCUAAGAUGAAGACCUGCAUAAUUUAUUCUAGACUAGGUUGUGAAAGUGGAGCAAACACACAUACACACACACACACACACACACACACACAGACACACACACACACACAAAUACAGAUGCACACACACACACAUAAAAAUAAAUGUACAUAUAAACAGACACAGACACAGACACACACACACACACACACACACACAGAUCUAUGUUUAUGAUGCUUGUUCUACUGCAUUCAAAGGAGAGUGUGGACACAAAUUUAUGACCUUACGAGUUUUACGUUUCGUUAUUUUUAAAAAAUAUAUAUCUCCACUGCUCUUCACAUGUGACUUUACAAGUUUUAUGUUUCGUUAUUUUAAAAAAAUAUAUCUCCACUGCUCUUCACAUGUGACUUUACGAGUUUUACGUUUCGUUAUUUUUAAAAGUGUAUCUGCACUGCUCUCCACAUGACUUUUACGAGUUUUACGUUUCGUUAUUUUUACAAAUGUAUCUGCAACGCUCUCCACAUGUGACUUUACGAGUUUUACGUUUCGUUAUUUUUCAAAAUGUAUCUGCACUGAAAAUGGAUCUCUGAAUGAAAAUGAGUGUGCGCUGAACUCUUCAUGGACUCUGGCCAUCAGACACGUACAAGCCUGCCUCGAGUUGCGUGGAACAUUAGAACAUUAGCUUGGAACUUGGAGAUCCAGUGGUUCUUCUGAGGAACAUUACCCAGUUUCUCUUGGAGGGAAACUUCACGCUGUGUUCCCAGAGAUCCCGAUGGCCAGCGGGUCAUGGAUCUGAUGACCUUUGAUCUCUGACCUUUGAGACUGCUAUUCUGCUUUGUUUUUAUUGUGUACUAUUAGCAGCGAGAGCAUUAGCAUAUCCUUAUUCUUACUACGGCUAAUCUUUAUUGUUACUAUUGUUACUAUUUAACAUUACUAUGGUUACUAUGGUUACUCUUAUAUUCCUGAUUAUUAGUCGUAUUCUCAUUGCUUUUGAUAGGCAGGACUGUGAAUGAAUUAAUCUGGACCCAGAUGUGGUCUGGAAUAUAAUGCUGUCUGACUUAGUAUAACAUGCAGGUAUGCACACACACACACACACACACACACACACACACACACACACACACACACACACACACAGACACACACAGACACACACACACACACACA
Molecule: messenger RNA, 5501 nt
Organism: Alosa alosa (allis shad)
Lineage: Eukaryota; Metazoa; Chordata; Actinopteri; Clupeiformes; Clupeidae
Gene: elfn1b
Product: extracellular leucine-rich repeat and fibronectin type III domain containing 1b
Cellular component (GO): plasma membrane
Molecular function (GO): protein binding
Source: RefSeq, a predicted model, not a curated record